This is a messenger RNA of Paramisgurnus dabryanus, 1844 nucleotides long. It is a transcript of the gene rbbp7, whose product is annotated as RB binding protein 7, chromatin remodeling factor. The record is from RefSeq and is a predicted model, not a curated record. Gene Ontology annotation, molecular function: protein binding. NCBI's taxonomy places the organism in Eukaryota, Metazoa, Chordata, Actinopteri, Cypriniformes, Cobitidae.
UUUUGCGCGUAUGGGAUGCGAGCUGGUUUUACAAGGGCUGACGGAGUCUGUGGAGUAAAACCUUAAAACCAUCGUUUUUUCACUUUUGGCUUUAAAUCACAAAGUUCCUUCAGUGGGUAUCCUGUAGAAAAACACGCCAAAAUGGCAGAUAAAGAAGUAUAUGAUGAUGCAGUAGAGGAGAGAGUUAUAAAUGAAGAAUACAAGAUCUGGAAGAAAAACACACCAUUCCUGUAUGAUCUAGUCAUGACACAUGCCCUCGAGUGGCCGAGUUUGACAGUGCAGUGGCUUCCUGAUGUGACCAGGCCUGAGGGAAAGGACUAUGCCCUUCAUCGGCUGGUGUUGGGCACCCACACUUCGGAUGAGCAGAACCACCUGGUCAUCGCAAGUGUUCAGAUCCCUAAUGAUGAUGCGCAGUUUGAUGCGUCCCAUUAUGACAGUGAAAAAGGAGAGUUUGGAGGGUUCGGGUCAGUGAGCGGAAAGAUUGAAAUUGAGAUUAAGAUCAAUCAUGAAGGAGAAGUGAACAGAGCCAGAUACAUGCCACAAAACCCCUGCAUCAUCGCCACCAAGACACCCACCUCUGACGUGCUGGUGUUUGACUAUACCAAACACCCCUCCAAACCAGAUCCCAGUGGUGAAUGUAGUCCAGACCUGAGGCUGCGGGGGCAUCAGAAAGAGGGUUACGGUUUGUCCUGGAACCCGAACCUGAGUGGAAAUUUGCUCAGUGCAUCAGACGAUCAUACAAUCUGUCUAUGGGACAUCAGUGGUGCUCCAAAGGAUGCAAAGAUAGUAGAUGCAAAGACCAUCUUUACAGGACACACAGCUGUGGUGGAGGAUGUGUCCUGGCAUCUUCUACAUGAAUCGCUCUUUGGCUCUGUGGCGGAUGACCAGAAACUCAUGAUCUGGGACACUCGAUCGAAUAACACAGCAAAGCCCAGUCACGCUGUCGAUGCUCACACAGCUGAAGUCAACUGCCUGUCCUUCAAUCCCUACAGCGAGUUUAUUCUCGCCACUGGCUCGGCAGACAAGACUGUUGCAUUGUGGGAUCUGCGCAACCUAAAGCUGAAGCUUCACUCAUUUGAAUCGCACAAGGAUGAAAUCUUCCAGGUGCAGUGGUCUCCCCAUAAUGAGACCAUCCUGGCGUCCAGUGGCACAGACAGACGCCUGAAUGUCUGGGAUCUGAGUAAAAUUGGAGAGGAACAAUCUGCGGAGGAUGCAGAGGACGGGCCUCCUGAACUUUUGUUCAUUCACGGCGGUCACACAGCGAAGAUCUCCGAUUUCUCUUGGAAUCCAAAUGAACCCUGGGUAAUAUGUUCAGUGUCAGAGGACAACAUUAUGCAAGUUUGGCAGAUGGCUGAGAACAUCUACAAUGAUGAAGAGCCAGACGCCCCGGCAUCGGAGCUGGAGGGGCAGGCAUCGUAAACUCACUCUCAUCUCAUCAAAAUCUGAAAAACUUUUUCAUGGCUCCUCUUACUCUUCAGCUUUUGCUUUUCUGUAUUAUUCAGAUAUGAUUCAUCCUCUUACUUCCCACUUUAUAUACUUUAUCCAUUACAUGGUCCUGUAGAGAAGAUUGACUUGAGUUGGUUUAAAGUGGAAAUGAUUAUGUAAAGGUUUGGAGAGUGUUCGAGAGACUGCACCACAAUUUCAGGCACUUCUGAGAAGUUACGGCUUGGUGUGGCUUUUUCACAAUUAGCACAGUUUUUGUUUUUGUGCAGAAACCCAGUGUCAAUUUGCAAUAAAUCUUUUGUAACAACUUUUAAACUAAUUUUGUAUUUCCAAAUUGUCAAUUGUUCUUUUUCUGUGCUUACAAUUUAAUGCUGAAAAUAAAGUACAGAAACUGUAAGCUU